Molecule: messenger RNA, 1815 nt
Organism: Pangasianodon hypophthalmus (striped catfish)
Lineage: Eukaryota; Metazoa; Chordata; Actinopteri; Siluriformes; Pangasiidae
Exons: 6
Coding region: 60-1496 (478 amino acids)
Source: RefSeq, a predicted model, not a curated record
UGAUUUAAUGUCUUGUUGUGGUUUGUGUUAUUGUAGGUAAACUAGUAAAAAGAAUACAAAUGUUGUGGCAAGAAAAGGAAAUGUGUUCUGUGGUAAUAGCAGUACUGAUGCUGAUCUCCUCAGCAUUUUGUCUUGAGAUAGCUCCUCAGGGUAAAUCAGUUCAGUUUGGUAGACUUCUUAUUGGUUCUAGCAAGACUACAAAUGAAACCAAGGAUGGUGUUGUCAAGAAGGUGUAUGAUGAAUAUGCUGGAGACACCAAUGGCUAUCAAUCUGAUCAGCCUGAUUUGACAGAAGGGUCCCAACUGGCCAAGUUAAUGUUCAGGCGCUGGAGUCCCUCAGUGCAGUGUGACAAGGAUUCAAUGACCCUGCGUAUUCAGGGACGUCGUGUACCCAACUUCUUGGUUGAGACAAGUGAAAAGGGCCCAGUACCACUAUCACUAAUGCCUUCCCACUGUGGCUUUUCUGUGAAGAGGGCCCGCAGAGACGUUGCGCUCGUUGCCAACUAUGAUGGCUGUAAUGUUGCACAGCAGGGGAAUACCUACAUCCUGCCACUGCGUGUUUUGGGAGUUGCGGUGAAGAUGGCCUGUCCCGUGACUCGUCCUCUCACUACAGUCUCCUGUAGUCCUUCAGCUAUGGUUGCCAAUCUUGGCCAGUCUACAGAUGCUGUCAGGCUGAAGGUGAAUGGUGUGUGGCAACCGGUGUACCAAGCUUCCACUACAUGUGGAUUUACCUUGGAAGUUGUGGGAGGUGGACUGACUCUCACUGCACCAUAUACAAGCAACUGCUGGAAGUUUGAGGGUGCCGAGAUGCUUUUGUCUGUGCAAUACAUGGAUGGGGAGGUGACCUUGUCCUGUUCAGCUGUUCAGUCCCCAGCUACAACUGCUUUACCUGCUGACAUGCCCUUCCCAGCUACAUCUCCCCUUUUACAGGCUCCUAUGAGUUAUCCUUUUCAUUAUAGUUAUGGUAGGCCGUGGCAUUUCUUUUAUAGGCAGCCUGGAACUCUCAAAGAAACCCCCACAACUACAGCCCCAGUGACCACAACUGCUACUCCAGCUACCACAAUUGCAUCCUCCAGUGUUGACCAACUAUUUUGGCAUCCUUGGUUACCUGGAAUGUAUAAGCCUAAUACUUAUGGUAUGCCAUGGUACUUCCAUCAUGGUCAGACUGGAACUCCCACAACUACCCCAGCUACUACAAUUGCACCCACCAGUGCUGACCAACCACUUUGGUAUCCUUGGUUACCUGGAAUGUGUAAGUCUAGUGGUUAUGGUAUGCCAUGGUAUUUCCAUCAUGGGCAACCUGGAACUCUGACAGAUGCCCCAGCGACUACUACUGAUGCCACUGUUGCACCCAGCAGUGCUGACCAACCAAUUUUGUAUCCUUGGUUACCUGGAAUGUAUAACCCUUAUGUCCCUAUGGCUUCACCUGGUGUCUCAGCCUCUGGCAGUUGGGUCAAACAGCAGUUCUCAAUGCCAUCCAAGUACCCAGUGCUUUAGGCAUCAAAUCAAACACCAAACUCUCCAGUAGUUAACCCAGCCACAGUUGUAAACAAUCAGCAAGAUGUUCCCAAGGUUAAUCACUUGUUCAUAUUUUCACCUUUCGUGUCUUGGAACUCUGCCACCCAGCCAUUGGGACAGGGUGCCAUGAACUACCAUUUUUAUGCCCAGACAUGUCAAUGGUAUCUUUACUAAUGGUAGAUGGGAACCUAUGCCUAAUCCUGCCCAAUUUUCUCUACUGCGGUUCAAAGAAUGUCCAUCAAUUAACAACUCUUGACUGGUUUACAGUGGUGAUGAAAUAAAAUGUAUAUAAAUCAAA